Molecule: messenger RNA, 513 nt
Organism: Rotaria sordida
Lineage: Eukaryota; Metazoa; Rotifera; Eurotatoria; Philodinida; Philodinidae
Source: the annotation of a GenBank genome assembly
AUGAUUAUUCAUUCAACUUGUCUUCAUACAAAAAUAGUCACAGUAGAUAUAACAGGACGAUAUUUAUUUCUAUACGUGGUGUUUACUCUCUGUAUAUAUCAACAUGUUCACAGUGACUCAACCGAAAAAAAUCAAGCUGCUCAACAAAAUAAACAAUUAAAUAAACUCGAAGAACAUAAUGAAAAACAGCAUAAAAUAGAUACAUCUAAUAUUUAUUUAUCACCAAAAGCAAAUGAAUUCUUAUCUUAUGAUAAAUGUAUGCAACGUAUGAAAUGUCCAGUCAGCCGUAAGGAAGAUUGUAGUGAAGAGUGUCAAGCCGGUAAUACAGAAGAAGAAAUUGAAGAAUAUAAAGAAAUGACAAUGAGUGAACGUCGAAGUGCAUUGCGUAAAAAACCGAAACCAAGAUUUGAUGCAAAUAUUAAAAAACGAUUAAAUAAAUAUAAACGUUCAUUUGAAACCAAACAAUCAUCAACUAAUUCAACUGAUCGACCAACAAUAAAAACUGAUUUAUAA